AUGGCGAACAAUGACGUCGAGGAAGCUCCCCGUAAGGUGCUGGUGGCGAUCGACGAGGGCAAGAUCACGGAGCAGAUGCUAGAAUUCGCCAUGUCGCAGCUGAUGCGCAAGGACAAAGACAGACUCGUCAUACUCAACGUGCGACACGCGCAGCCAUUUCCCGGCUCGGAGCGCGUUUUUUCGUCGGCGCACGAGGCGAACAUGUGGGAACGCAAGGCGCGCGAGCAAAGCCGGCAGCUCCUCGCGGAUCUCGAGGCCAAGGCGCACGAGGCGGGCGUCGCAUCCGUGUCGCUCGUGUCCACCGACGGCGAUCCGAGGGAAAAGAUCGUGCAUGUGGCAAGGGAGAGCCAUGCGGAUCUGGUGGUGGUGGGGAACCGCAAGGGGGGCACGCUCAACCGACUGAAGCACAUGAUGGGCAGCGUCUCUGACUACUGCGCGCACCACAGUCCCUGCCCUGUUGUCAUCUACCGACAAACCUGUCCCUGA
Messenger RNA from Closterium sp. NIES-65, 486 nucleotides. The record is from the annotation of a GenBank genome assembly. NCBI's taxonomy places the organism in Eukaryota, Viridiplantae, Streptophyta, Zygnematophyceae, Desmidiales, Closteriaceae.